AUCCCAGGCUAAAUCUGGUAGCCUCCGGCCUCGAGGCCCGAGGUAUGCAGAGGGAACUUUAAUCAGCGAUUACAGCAUCCUCAUGGACAAGAUCCGCCAACACGAGUUUGUGAACUGGCUGCUGGCCCAGAAGGGGAAGAAGAUCAACUGGAAACACAACAUCACCCAGAGAGAGGCCCAGGCCUUGGAGCAGGCAGGACAGUCUGAGAGAAAUGAGGAGACAGAGGGACAACAGAGUUUCUUGCCCAAUAACCCCAGUGAUGAAGAUGUGCUCAGGGGCUUGCUGAUUCAAGAGCUGCUGGUGUUGGUGGACCAAAUAGAGCUCUGCCGGCUCAGGAGGGGGACACCAGGCUAUGGGGGUGUUGCAAGAUUAGAUUUUGAAUUAGAUUAA
Microtus ochrogaster (prairie vole) is the source of this 391-nucleotide messenger RNA. Its product is annotated as gastric inhibitory polypeptide. The record is from RefSeq and is a predicted model, not a curated record. Gene Ontology annotation, cellular component: extracellular region. Gene Ontology annotation, biological process: regulation of fatty acid biosynthetic process; regulation of insulin secretion; response to starvation. Gene Ontology annotation, molecular function: glucagon receptor binding; hormone activity. Lineage: Eukaryota; Metazoa; Chordata; Mammalia; Rodentia; Cricetidae.